AAUUCAUGUUACAAAGGAUAAGUUCUUGCAAUUCACGUUGGGACUAGUAACGUGAAUCAGCCAGCGGAUAGAAACUGUCUCAAAUAAAACGACGUUUAUCAACAAUAUAAUUCAUUUUACAUAAAACAGUUUUACAGCUCAAGAAAAUGGCGAACGCAAUGAUUCAAGAUGCUUUACAGAAUCAACUGACUCAGGCAGCUCAGAUGAUGGAACAGCAGGUUGAUGCUGAAUUACAUCGUCUUGACAACAUGGAUGAAGAUGAUUUUGAAAGUCUGCGUAGAAAACGAAUGGAAGGGAUGAAAAAGGCACAGAAGCAAAAACAGGAUUGGAUGACACAAGGUCAUGGCAAAUACACUGAAAUUCUAGAUGAAAAAGAAUUCUUUGAAAUGUGUAAAAAGAGUAAGCGUGUAGUUUGUCAUUUUUACCGGGACAGUACAUUUAGGUGUAAAAUUGUUGACAAACAUUUAGAAAUCUUAGCCCAUAAACAUAUGGAAACAAAAUUUGCCAAGAUCAAUGCAGAGAAAUGCCCGUUUCUGAUAGAGAGAUUGAGGAUUGUUGUCCUUCCUACGAUGUGUGUGGCUAAAGAUGGAAAAACAACAGACUAUAUUGUGGGUUUUGAUGAAAUGGGAGGUAAAGAUGACUUUCCAACAGAAAUGUUAGAAUGGCGUUUAGGACGUGCUGAUGUUAUCAAUUAUAGUGGUGAUUUAUUGGAACCACCAACUGUUGCAAGCGAGAAAAAGACGGGAAUUUUAGGACAUGCCAAGACAAAUAAAACAAUUCGUGGAAGGAAUGAUGACUCCAGUGAUGACGAUGAUUGGUAGAGGUUUUAGACAAUUUUGAUGAUCCAACAAGGCUUCAUUAUCAGUGACAAUUGAAAACUUUAUGAAAACAUAAAUAUGUACAGUGUACAAAUUAUUUUUAUUUAUUGAUAUACAUUUAUUUAUAAAUAUUUGAUUCAAUCUUGAUUUUUUUUUGAGGGGGUAAAUUUAAAUUUGAAGUCUUUAGAAAACAGUUUUAAACAAUGCAAAUGUUAUGAUGCCCUAUGUGUACAUACAUAUGUAAAUAAUUGAGUUUGAUGGAUUUUUUUUUUAUUGGAUUUUUUUUUGUCUAGUUUCUCUUAUUAAUUUUGGUGAUUUUAAGACAUCUUGAAAACAGCACUUUAAGCUGUUUUUGGUUAGAAUAUUAAAGCAAUAACAUUUGGAAAGUUGGAAAUUAACCUGAUUUGACACAGAUCAUUAAAAUGAAUAGAAAUUUAAAGUUCAUGGAAAGAAGAAAAGUAAUACCCCAAAAUAAACUAAUAAGUCAACGUCUUAAACCUGGAAUAAUAAAAUUGUGUCCAUCUUUUCCCAGUGUAAGCUUACACUGCAUGGUUAUUAGACUAGUACUCUUUUAGUAAGUUGAAAUCAUGGCAUGUGUUUUGGGUUUUUAGAAUUUUUAAGUUUGAUAUUUUUAGGGGUCUUCUCAAAGAAAUGUAAAUCUUAUGGCCAAUAAUAUUUAUUCUUCCAAUUUUAAAUCCAUUGUAUUACACAGCCUUGCAGAACAUUCAUUAUUAUGUUAGCAAGCUAUUAUCCCUCUCAUGUGACACACGUACAUGUAUCACCCAUUACCAUAUUUAAUGUUUCAAUUACAAGGGAAAAGACAGUUUGCCAAGUUGGAAUAAGAUCUUUGACAACAUGGACAAGAGUGAUAUGUUUUCCUGUAAAUUGACUUACUGCAUCAACUCAUUACAAAGCUUGGUGUAUAAAUAUCUCAUAAUGGUAUUAAUCUAACUGAGAUUUAUUAUAAAUGUAAUAUUUGCUACUGGACAUUAAUCAGUCAUCAUUUAAUAAAUUAAUUUAGGCAUAUUAUGAUUAAUAUUAUAAAAGAAUGUGAAUUGCUGUAAUAACCACACAAUUUUCAAUAUUAUAUGUAUCUUUAUGGAGCUUUACAUGCUAAUUUCAUGUGGUUGUAUGUUAUGAUGUAAUUGUUGUUACAGAGUGAAAAAUACCAUAUAGGUUUUUGAAUAAAUAUUUGUUUUAAAAUUUAGAA
This is a messenger RNA of Mytilus trossulus (common blue mussel), 2028 nucleotides long. Its product is annotated as thioredoxin domain-containing protein 9-like. Gene Ontology annotation, biological process: microtubule cytoskeleton organization. Bases 147 to 821 code for a protein of 224 amino acids. Gene Ontology annotation, cellular component: cytoplasm. The transcript has 2 exons. The record is from RefSeq and is a predicted model, not a curated record. NCBI's taxonomy places the organism in Eukaryota, Metazoa, Mollusca, Bivalvia, Mytilida, Mytilidae.